Molecule: messenger RNA, 7794 nt
Organism: Wallemia mellicola CBS 633.66
Lineage: Eukaryota; Fungi; Basidiomycota; Wallemiomycetes; Wallemiales; Wallemiaceae
Product: putative DNA polymerase epsilon catalytic subunit A
Exons: 13
Coding region: 1-6636 (2211 amino acids)
Biological process (GO): DNA replication proofreading; base-excision repair, gap-filling; DNA replication
Cellular component (GO): epsilon DNA polymerase complex; nucleus
Molecular function (GO): nucleotide binding; DNA binding; single-stranded DNA 3'-5' DNA exonuclease activity
Source: RefSeq, a predicted model, not a curated record
AUGAGCAGAGUGCGAUUUAGAAAACCGGCAAAAAACACGCGUAAAGGUCCAUCCACUCCACAAGUACUUGAUGAGAGACAAAUAUUAGCCCAGAAGUUCGAAAAACUAAAAGAAUGUGACAACUUGGACGCUACUUUAGGUUUCUCGAGGUAUGAACAAGGGCCAGCGAAGGAAGGAUGGCUGGUAAAUAUGCACCCUACACUUAUCGAGGAUCCAGACUAUAUUGGUGGAAAAGCAGGCGUUGAUUUCUAUUUCAUACAAGAUGAUGGUGGAAUGUUCAAAUCAACGCUGACAUACGAGCCUUACUUCUACUUAUGCUGUAAACCUGGCACUGAAGCUGCCGUUGAGGAAUGGUUGUUGCGGCGGUAUGAAGGAACAAUUUAUAGGAUAGAACGCGCACACAAAGACGAUCUGAAGUCACCAAAUCACUUACUGAGUCUGCCCAAGGCCUAUCUUCAGCUGAAAUUCAGGAAUGUUCAAGACUUACUCACGAUUCGAAGAGAAGUUCUGCCACUCGCUCAACAAAAUGCAGAGAGAAGGUCAGCUGUGGAUGCCUACGCUGACGUUGUAGCAACCGCUGAACAGGAUGUCACUAUAGAAGAAGAACAAAAUGCUAGGUCGAAGGAGGAUCCGUCACAAUUGAUCAUUGAUGCGCGUGAAUAUGACGUACCAUAUUAUCUACGCGUUGCAACCGAUUUAGGUAUACGCGUUGGUUUAUGGUACACAGUUACAGGUAAUGAAGGCAAAGUCAAAAUGGAUAAAAUACCAGAUCGUGUUAAGCGUGCUGAACCGGUCGUCAUGGCUUACGAUAUUGAGACAUGUAAAGCACCUUUAAAGUUUCCGGACAGCGCUGUCGAUCCAAUCAUGAUGAUUUCUUACAUGAUCGACGGUCAAGGUUACCUCAUAACAAACAGAGAAAUAGUCUCUGAAGACAUUGAGGACUUUGAUUACACACCUAAAGAAGAAUACGAGGGUCCGUUUACGAUUUUCAAUGAGCCUGAUGAGGCAGGCGUUCUCAAACGUUUCUUUGAACAUAUCAGAGAAGCUAAGCCAACAGUUAUGGCAACUUAUAACGGUGACUUUUUCGAUUUUCCCUAUGUCGAUGCUAGAGCUACUGCCAAUGGUCUUAGUUUGUACGCUGAAACUGGCUUUCAGAGAGACAAUGAAGAUGAAUACAAAAGUGCGACAUGCUCCCACAUGGAUUGCUUCAGAUGGGUCAAACGUGAUUCAUAUCUUCCACAAGGUAGUCACGGUCUUAAAGCUGUUACUGUUGCUAAGCUCGGUUACAAUCCAAUUGAGCUCGAUCCUGAACUUAUGACACCGUAUGCCAUCGAACAGCCACAAGUCCUCGCUCAAUACUCUGUGUCUGAUGCGGUAGCUACUUAUUACCUCUACAUGAAAUAUAUCCAUCCCUUCGUUUUCUCCCUCUGUAAUAUUAUCCCACUAAAUCCAGAUGACGUCUUGCGCAAGGGUUCCGGUACACUCUGUGAAACUCUUCUUAUGGUUGAAGCAUACAGCGCAGGCGUUAUUAUGCCAAACAGACACGUUGAUCCACAUGGUAGUAUGUAUGAAGGUCACCUUCUCUCUUCUGAGACAUAUGUCGGCGGUCACGUCGAAGCCCUAGAAGCAGGUGUGUUUAGGAAUGAUAUACCUACUGACUUCAAGAUUGUACCGAAAGCUAUUCAACAGCUAAUCGACGAUCUUGACAAUGCUUUAAAGUUCUCAAUUGUCGUUGAAGAAAAGAAGAAACUUGAGGAUAUUGAGAAUUAUGACGAGGUGAAAAAUGAGAUUAAAGGUGUCUUAGAGAAUCUACGCGACAAUCCUAACAGACAGGAUCCGCCAUUGAUAUACCAUCUUGACGUUGCUGCUAUGUAUCCGAAUAUUAUGUUGUCAAAUCGGUUGCAACCAGAUGCAGUUGUUGACGAGGGUAUGUGUGCAGCUUGUGACUACAACACACCAGGGAAACAGUGCGACAGAAGACUAACAUGGGCAUGGCGUGGUGAAUUCUUCCCCGCUAAGAGAGACGAAUACAAUAUGAUUAGACAUGCAUUAGAAUCUGAAUCGUUUCCAGGCAAGUAUCCAGGAGCAUCUAAGCGAAGAUUUAUUGAGCUUUCAACAACUGAGCAAUCUGCACUCAUGCAUAAGCGUCUUGGUGACUAUUCUAGAAAGGUAUACCGCAAAACACAUGAUACCAAAAUUAUCAACCGUGAAGCUAUCAUUUGUCAAAGAGAGAAUCCAUUCUAUAUUGACACUGUAAGAGCUUUCCGUGAUAGAAGAUACGAAUAUAAGGGUUUCCACAAGCAAUGGAAAGGCAAGCUUGAUUCAGCGAAUGAAAGUGGUAGUCUCUCAGCAUCUGUUGAAGCAAAGAAAAUGAUUAUCCUUUACGACUCACUACAACUUGCUCACAAGUGUAUCCUCAACUCCUUCUAUGGUUAUGUCAUGCGUAAAGGAGCAAGAUGGUAUUCUAUGGAAAUGGCUGGUAUUACUUGCCUUACUGGUGCAACUAUCAUUCAAAUGGCUCGUCAGCUUGUCGAACAGAUAGGAAGACCAUUGGAAUUGGAUACUGAUGGUAUUUGGUGUAUGUUACCUGGUUGUUUUCCAGAAAAUUUCAAAUUCAAGCUCAAAAAUGGUAAGACGAUGGGCUUCUCAUAUCCAUGUGUCAUGUUGAACCAUCUGGUUCACGAUAAGUUCACUAAUGACCAGUAUCACACCUUGACAAACAAGGAGAAAGGAGAGUAUGAAGUACAUUCUGAGAAUAGUAUUUUCUUCGAGUUAGACGGACCAUAUAGAGCGAUGAUUUUGCCAGCAUCGAAAGAAGAAGAUAAACUGUUGAAAAAGCGUUAUGCUGUAUUCGAAGAGGAUGGAUCUCUCGCUGAAUUGAAAGGAUUCGAAGUUAAACGUAGAGGAGAGUUGCAACUGAUUAAAUUUUUCCAAAGUGAAAUAUUCAGCAAAUUCUUGCUAGGUAAAACAACCAAAGAGUGCUAUGACGCCGUCGCUAAGGUUGCUGAUCAAUGGUUGGAUAUUCUAUUCGGUAAAGGAGUCACACUUUCAGAUGAAGAACUGGUAGAAUUGAUUUCCGAGAAUAGAUCCAUGAGUAAAACUUUGGCUGAAUAUGAAGGUCAAAAGUCUACAUCGAUUUCAACGGCUAGAAGACUUGCAGAAUUCUUGGGUGAGCAGAUGGUCAAAGACAAAGGUUUGAGUUGUCGUUACAUUAUAUCAGCUAAACCAAUUGGCGCACCGGUUACAGAGAGAGCUGUACCGGUCACAAUCUUUACCGCUGAACAAUCAAUUAAAUCUCACUACCUUCGCAAAUGGUUGAAAGACAAUAGCUUGACAGAUUUUGAUAUCAGAAGCAUUCUCGAUUGGGACUACUACAUUGAAAGAUUCGGUUCAGUUGUCCAAAAGAUCAUCACGAUUCCUGCAGCUUUACAGAAGAUACCAAACCCAGUUCCACGUAUCCAACACCCUGACUGGCUUUACAAGAGGAUAGCAAACUCAGAUGAUAAGUUUAGACAACAUAAAUUGACUGAUAUGUUUGAAAAACAAAGAGAGAUAAAUCAGGAUAUGGAAGAUCUGGGUGUCGGUUCAUCAGUCCCUGGUAAACCAAAACAGGCCGUUGUACGUAAGAAAAACCGUCAACAAACUGAGGAAGAAGAGCUAGCGAAGAUCUUGGAAAUCUCAGUACCAGAUCCUGAUGAAGAUUAUAGCGCAUUUAUCAAGGUCAUGAGAAAGCGUUGGAAAGCACAGAGAGCCUUCAAGAGAAAGCAUGGAUCCAAGGCAUCUAGAAAUGAAGCUGGUGUUUCUCGACAGACCGCUUUGGGUAUGUUCCAAGAUCAUUCGCUUGGCUUCAGUGGUUCCUCGUGGGAUAUUGUCCAAGUAUAUCCAUCUGUCAGACCAGGUGAAUUUAGACUCUGGUUGAGCUUAGGCGGUAAUUUCCAACAGGUUAGAUUGAGAAUACCUAGGGAAUUCUAUUUGAAUUUGAAGAGCGUGCCAGAUGAAGGUGUAUUUGCGGAAGAAUACCUAGUUGAAAAGGUUAUAAGAACAUUACCACGUGAUCAACCAUGUCUUAAUCUGUUCAAACUAACAGUCCCUGAGCGACUUUAUAUUGAUAAUGAGUCGCAUUUCAAGAACUUAACUAGUAACAUAAACGUUGACAGUGUUUAUGAGAUGCAGGUUCCCUUAAUCGACCGUGCUCUUAUGAAGCUUGGUUCGAAGUGCGCUCUCUCUAAAUCAUCAGGUGGUGGAUUGAGCAAAGGUCUUGACCGUGGUUUCGAUUUAAUGGACUUAUCGAGUGCCUCUCAGCCAACGGCUGGACGCAACUACCUCCAAAACUUUAACCAAUCCCGUUAUAUCUAUAUCUUCCACGCGAAUGUUGACAAACGUCAUAUUUUUGGUGUUUUCACUUCAGAACAAGGCUGUAAGAUAUUUAUAGUCGAUUCAACAAAUAGAACACGUCCACAAUUGCCAAAUCUCGAGAAAGUUUAUGGUCAGACUUAUGACAACUAUAUCAACAGAAAGUCUGAUGACUUUGAGGAAGCAUUUGAGUAUUCAUCAGAAAUGGAAUUUGACAUUACUUUCCAUGGUAGUGAACAGUCAGCUGUAAAGAACAUGUUCAGACAUCUUAAUGGUCUCGGUGGUCAGAGACAUGGACCCACCAUCGCUAUUCUGAAUUCACCACAAUCACAAUCCUACUUCUCACAGUUCGGUGAUGGAUUGAACAAUUACCCAGUCAUUGCAGUUCCAACAUCACGUAAAGAUCUUAGCGUUGAUGAGAGUUUGAUGUGGUUGCCGAAGAUUUCCAAGAGAAUGAUCGGUAUGUACUUCCGUAUGUCUACUUGGAUAAAUGAAAGGGUUGGGUUAGCUAAGCAUUACGAUGUCCCCGUCGGAAACAUCGAAAGGGAUGCGCCAAUCCAACUCGCAGACAUUUCUUUCGCAAGGAGAUUGAUAAAGAGUGAUAUCUUAUUAUGGUGGUCGCAUUCAUCAAAACCUGAUUUGGGUGGUCGUGAACAGGACGUUCCACCUCAGCAAUUUGCAGAUGAAGGUGGUGGACCUAUUGAGUUUUCAAAUCCUGGUACUUUCUCUAAUGUAGUGUUGGAAGUGGAACUCAGAGACAUAGCCGUCAACUCAAUCUUACAAUCUUCACUAGUGAAUGAGAUGGAAGGUGCAGGAUCUGCAGCAACUGUAUUCGACAGUACUUCUCACACUAUAGACGAGUAUACCAAAGGACAAGCCAAGGCACUAGUUACAUUAGGUGAAGCUGUUGUCUCGUCACAAGUAUUCUCAAUCCUCAAAUCAAUGGUUAAGAGUUGGUACUUGGAUAAAGCUAGAUCAGCCGAUGGUCAAAAUGCAUUUGGUCAUCUACUUGUCGACCAUUUACUCAGAUGGAUUUCAUCACCAGUUUCACGCCUAUUUGAUCCUGGUAUUCAUCGCUUUUUGAGGGGAUUAAUGAAGAAAGUAUUCUUGCAACUUUUAGCAGAAAUUAAGAGACUCGGUUCAGGUAUAGUUUACGCUGAUUUUGGUAGAAUCUUUAUCCUGACUUCAAAGCCAACGGCUGGUUCUGCGGCUGCAUACGCUCAGUAUGUUCUCUCAGCUACAACUUCAGCUGAGUUGUUCAAGCAUAUCUCUCUAAAUACCGUCAACUUUUGGGAUUACCUCGUUUUUAUGGAUCUUUCCAACUUCGGUGGUGUCAUUAAUCAUAACCCAAGUUCAGCAGAGGCACCAGAGGAAUUCCAUGUUGAUAUGAAAUGGAACAUACCACAAUAUCUCCCAACAGCGUUGCAGACCUACUUUGAUGUCGUCAUUGCUGAGUAUAUCUAUGCUAUGUACUCUGAGAAACGUAAAUUGGGUCUACAAUAUAGAACUCCAUUGAGAGCCAUAGCUAAAGAAGGUGGAGAACUCGCAGUCGACGAAUACAAAAAGCAAGAAAUUGAAUUUGAGAGGAGUUUGAUUACGCGCAUUAUGACGAGAAGGUUAUUAAAGAUAGUUACUGAUAUGUCUAAGAAACAGACAGAAGCUGCUACUGAGCUUGCUAGUGGUGUUGAAGAUAAUGAGGAAGCAAAUAUGUUUAUCUUCCCACUCUUGCCUGGUUCACAAACCAACAUGAAAAAUCCAACUCUAGAAUUUGUGAAGAGUACUUGUGCAGUUCUGGCAUUGUCGAAGGAUGUUGCAAUUGAGGUCACCAUCUUAAAGCGCAAUUUAUUGGAUGUACUGAAAGUGAGAGAAUUCUCUGAAGAUGCCCAAUUCAAACCACCCUGUGAAAGUUUCAAGGUUACUGGUGUGGUUUGUAAAGCCUGUACAUUCGUGCAAGAUCUUGAUCUUGUCAGGGAUGUUGAAUUACUUGAUGACGAUUGGCCUUGCGCAUCUUGUGGACGCUCACAAGACAAAAUGGAAGUUGAGCUGACGUUAUUGGGUAUGGUAGAUAAACUUGUUGCAUCAUUUGCGGUGCAAGAUCUCAAAUGCGCAAAAUGUGGAUCAAUCAAAUCUAGCGAUCUUGCUCCACAUUGCCACUGUUCUGGUGCUUGGAAACUCACAACUUCUAGAGAGAUGUUUAAGAGACGAAUGGAAGUAAUAAACUCCAUAGCACGCUAUCAUGAACUCAAGAUGCUUGAGGAGCAUACAGAAAGUAUAAUGACCUGAAAUGUUGUAGAAGUACAAAUAAUUUAUAUUUCCAGUUUUAUUAGCAUGAUCGAAUGUCUUGAACCAAAUUUUUGAUUAGUUCGUGGUAAUCACUGUUGGACGAUGCGUUAAACAUACCAAUAUGUGCACCCACUUCAUCGCUAGCGAGGGUAUUUGAAGCUUUAAUAAACAUUUUGUUGUUGGAAGGUAUCAAACAGAAUGUACGAUCAUUCAAAUGGGGCAAAUGAGUGUAAUAGUUCUUAAAUAGAACAUCGUUUGUCGAUAUACUCUCUAGCCGUUCCUUGAGCAUCCGUGAAUUCCAUAGAUUAGAGAGAAAUAGCAAAUGAUCGACAGUCUGCCCAGUUGUCCACCGAUACGCCUCAAGGAGUUUGUCCCUACCAAAGUAGACGCCAGCACCAAGUGCAGAUACGGUUGCAAUAGCUGCACCUGCUGGCUUAAUGUAGCUUGUGCUGGCCUGUUGCUGUUGCUUGGUUUUCUUCUCUUCCUCCUCUUUAGCUAUUCUCUCACUUUCAUUCAACCUGGUGGUACCCCAGAGGGCGCCCACAAAUGGAGCUAGAACUGUCGCUCCACCUGCGAUUUCCUUGAUUUUGUUAAACUUAUCAUAGUAAUCACCAAAUUUGGCUGUCGUAUGAGCGAACACAUUGGGAUGUAAACCGACCAUCGGGCUAUCCAAAUUGAGAACAGCUUUUAUGUUCAAAUGACCACCCUCGUAUGUGUCUUUCAAAUAUAAAUCAGCGGCGAGUAAACCGCCCAUUGAGUGUGCAACUAAUACGUAACUUGUGUAUCCGAAUUCCUGAUACUUUUCUUUCAUCCAGAUUUGUAGAUCGUCGACCGCCACUUCCUAAACAAUUGUUAGGAUUGUUAGGAGUUUGAAGGCAGAAAGUUAUAUAACUCACUAAUUUACCUGAAGUCUUCCAUGGUGGGUAUAUUAGAGUGCUAUAUUUCGAUUCUUCAUUUAAUGCAGCUUAUUCGUCAGCCCAGUCUGUUAGUCUGUUCUGUUAUAGACCUACAUUCUAAAUCACUAGGAAGAUCGCCGAAAGUGUCUGCACCACCUUUAAAGCUGUACUCUGAGUGAACAAGAGUGUGCAAUACCUUUACACUUACCCGUGAACAAAUACUAUAGCUAUCUUAUCGGACAUGAUGACGACAGAAGCGAAG